Molecule: messenger RNA, 6168 nt
Organism: Peromyscus californicus insignis
Lineage: Eukaryota; Metazoa; Chordata; Mammalia; Rodentia; Cricetidae
Product: zinc finger protein 120-like
Exons: 2
Coding region: 1070-2128 (352 amino acids)
Biological process (GO): regulation of transcription by RNA polymerase II
Molecular function (GO): DNA-binding transcription factor activity; RNA polymerase II cis-regulatory region sequence-specific DNA binding
Source: RefSeq, a predicted model, not a curated record
UUGAGGAUAUAGUUGUCAUCUUUACUUUGGAAGAGUGGGCUUUGCUGGAUCCUUCUCAGAUGAAACUCUACAGAGAUGUAAUGGAGGAAACUUUCAGGAAUCUGGUCUCUAUAGAACAAGCACAGGAAUGCCAGAAUAUUGAAGAUAACCACAAAAUUUCCUGGAGACUAAGCUAAUUUCCCCUUCCAAAUUAAAGAGAAAUUACUCAAGAAUAUAGGACUAAACCAGUCAUGAUGGCACCCACCCUUAAUCGCAGCACUCCAUACACAAAGGCAGGCAGAUGUCUAAGAAUUGUAGACUAGCCCCCAUUUACAUAGUAAGUUCCAGGUCAGCCAGAGCUACAUGGUGAAAUCAUGUCUUAAAACACAAGAGACAAGACAAAGUUUAAUUCCCAGCACCCACUUGGUGGCUCACAAACCUUUGUAACUCCAGUUCCAGGGAAUUCAAUGCAUUCUUCUAGGACCAGGAAAGAAGAUGGUAUACAACCAUAGAGGAAAGCAACAUACCAUACACAUAAAAUAAAAAUAAGUCUUUAAAAGUUUUUUUUUUGUUUUGUUUUGUUUUUUGGUUUUUUUUUUGAGACUGGGUUUCUCUGUAUAACAGCUUUGGAUGUCCUGGAACUUACUUUGUAGACCAGGCUGAACUCGAACUCAGAGAUCCGCCAGCCUCUGCCUCCUGAGUUCUGGGAUUAAAGGCAUGUACCAACCACUGCCUGGCUAAAAGUUUCAAAAAUACACUAAUAUAUAUGCAAAUAUUUCAAAAUCCAAAAUAGUGGUGACCAAAGCAUUUUGCAUAAUGCAUUCUCAAGUGCAUUUAACUCUGACAUAAAGCAGCAGAUAUGGGGCUUUUUAAGCAGCUCAACUGAGACCUUCAGAGGUAGGACUCAGAGGCUUUCAGUCUGAGGAAACAGGAUCAGCUGAGGAGUUUGUGAGGUCUCACUAGCCAGUCGACCUGCCAGUCAGAAGUGGUACAAGGUCCUUCCAGCAGCCAGCUUCAGGCUUGACUUUGAAGAGAAGGCACCAGUGGUUUUGUGUGGUCUGCUGCAAGUGCAGGGAGCUGAACAGAGAGCAUGGACAAGCUGGGAAAUCAUAACAUGAAUGCAGUGACCUAUGAUGAUGUUCAUGUUGACUUCACUUGGGAAGAGUGGACUUUGCUGGAUCCUUCCCAGAAGAAUCUCUACAAAGAUGUGAUGCUGCAGACCUAUUGGAACCUCACUACUAUAGGAUACAGUUGGGAAGACCAUAAUACUGAUGAACAUUGUCAAAGUUCUAGAAGAAAUGGAAGGCAUGAAAGAAGCCAAACUGGAGAGAAAACUUCUGUAUAUAUUCAGUGUGGUAAAGCCUUUGCAUAUGAGAGUCAUCUUCACAGGCAUGAAAGAACACAUACUGGAGAGAAACUCUUUGAAUGUAAUCAGUGUGGUAAAGCUUAUGCUCAUCACAGUAGUCUUCAGAUGCAUAAGAAAACACAUACUGGAGAGAAACCCUAUGAAUGCAAUCAAUGCGGUAAAGCCUUUGUUCGUCACUGUAGUCUUCAGGUGCAUAAAAAAACACAUACUGGAGAGAAACCCUAUGAAUGCAAUCAGUGUGGUAAAGCCUUUGCACAGCAUGGUCAUCUUCAAAGGCAUGAAAGAACACAUACUGGAGAGAAAUUAUACAAUUGUAAUCAGUGUGAUAAAGUCUUUUCAAAACACAUUAGUCUUCAAAUACAUAAAAGAAGACAUACUGGAGAGAAACCUUAUGAAUGUAACCAAUGUGGUAAAGCCUUUGUUCAUCACAAUAUUCUUCAAAGGCAUGAAAGAACACAUACCAGAGAGAAACCCCAUGAAUGUAGUCAAUGUGGUAAAGCCUUUGUAUCUCAGAGUCAUCUUCAAAUGCAUGAAAGAACACAUACUGGAGAGAAACCCUAUGAAUGUAUUCAACGUGGUAAAGCCUUUGUACAACAGAGUCAUCUUCAAAUCCAUGAAAGAACACAUACUGGAGAGAAACCGUAUGAAUGUAUUCAAUGUGGUAAAGCCUUUGCACAGCGUGGUAAUCUUCAAAUGCAUGAAAGAAUACAUACUGGAGAAAAAACUAUGAAUGUAAUUAAUGUGGUAAAGCAUUUGUAUCACAGUCAUCUUCAAAUGCAUUAAAGAACACAUACUGGAAAGAAACCCUAUGAAUACAAUCAGUGUGGUUAAACCAUUACAUACACAGCCAUCUUCAAAUGCAUGAAACAACGCAUACUAGAGAGAAACCCUAUGAAUGUAUUCAAUGUGGUAAAGCCGUUGCAUAUCACAGUCAUCUUCAAAUGCAUAAAAGAACACAUACUGGAGAGAAACCCUAUGAAUGUAAUCAGCGUUGUAUGUAUCAGUAAUCUUUGAAAUAAUGAGAAAAAGUCAUAUUGCAGAAAAACACUAAAAAUAUAGUCAGUGUGAUAAAGUUUUGCACUUUACACAAGAGUAAAAUUUUUGUGUGCAUUGACUCUCUUAAAGCCUUUGCUUAUCACAAUAGACUUUGAGUACCUGAAAAUGAUACUGAGGGCUAUUUAUUAUAAUGUAUUUAGUAAAAUCUUUAGCCACCACACUUAUAGUCAGUUACAUAACAGUGUUUAUUCUGUAGAAAAAAAUUGACAGUGUCAACAAACUGUUCAAGCAUUAUGAUGUCGGUUUUUAUAUUGUUUGCACCAGCUAUCUCAUGGGAAAAAAAAACAAAUUUAUGAAGCAUUAUGUGUAGGGUAAAAGAGCCAGCUAAAGAAACACACCCUUCAACUAGAGCUAAUGAAACAUACUUUGUCCCUGAUUCCAAAGCUAGUGAAAGAUACACUGUGGCCCUGAAAACAGAGCCAUAAUUUUAAGAAGAGCCAAGUGAAAGAAACACACUUUGUCCCUGAAACCACAGCCAAUGAAACACACUCUAGCUUUGACCAGCUGAGCAUAAAACCAACCAAUCCAUGAGCAUGAAAUCCAGCCAAUCUCUGAGCUUAUUCAAGCACAGGGAUUGAAAUCCAACCAAUUCCCACCCCAAAAAUCUUCUCCCUAGAAAAACUCUGCCCCUAAGAAACCCCAUAUAAGCCUUGUUCACGUUCAGUUGGCUGCUGCCCUUUUCCACACUGGCAGAGACAGACUCUCUCCUGGAUUCCUCCCUCCCCAGUAAAUAUCUUGAGUGAGUUUUGAGUGAAGACAUCCUUUUGUCCAAGUGGAUCAGAAUAUCCCUAGUGGAUUGGAGCAGAGAAGCAAUGGACACCUCUUCUAGGAAACUCCCUUAGGUGAGUGGAGCAGAGCAGCAACAGACAUCUCUGCUAGGAACCUCUCUUAACAGAGUUGAGCAGAGCCCAGCUGUAAGGGCUGUCUCUCAGAGAGAAGCAGGAUUGCUCAUCCUGUAGGGAUAUCAUCCCCCACUGGAACACAGCUUCUGGUUUAGCCUGACUUCCUGUCAGGAUAGCUUUCUCCUCACAGCUGUAAUUAUAUAGGAUACCUUCCAUUCACAGCUGAAAGUAUAGUCUAACUUCCUACAGACAGGGUACCAUUCCUUCCAGAGCUGUAACACUUGCACGGUGAAUUUAAACAAUAACAUAACCCUUUCAGAUCUUAUACUUGUCUUAAAUCGCAUGGAAUAACUAAUUCAGGUGUAAAACUUUAUGAAUUUGUAUUAGUUCCUUUUCUGUUAUGAUAUAAUGUCUAGGUCAACUUAUAAAAGAGUUUAAUUUGGCCCUUAAUACCAGAGGGAUACAGAAUCACCAUGAAAGUGGCAUGGCAACAACUGUCAGAUGUGGCAGCUAAAGCAGGAAGCUAAGAACUCAUAUCCUUACCUGGCAGCAUGAAGCAAAGAGUGGGACCUGGAAAUGUGUGGAUGUAAAUUCUCUAAGCUGGUAGGCCCAGUAACAUAUUUCCUGCAGCAGGGCAGCAUUUCCUAAUUCUUUCCAAAUGAAACCACCAAUUACAAGGAUUGGUUUCUCAGACUCCAUGCCUACAUACUUGCUUUUGGUUACAUAAAACAAUUCAUGAUGAAGAAAAACUAUGUAAUAAGCCAUUAGGUGCUUCAAUACCUGUAUUACAAGAACAAAUGCUUACAAGAGAAAAACUUUCAUGAAUGAAAAAUUGUUUUUCUAAAGAGUUACUUUAAUUGUAAUUAUGUGAUGUCAGUGUUUGUUUUUGUGGGUGUGGGAAUGUGCAUGUUGUUCCUGAGAACAUUAAACCCUUGGAUCUUUUUGUAGCAGGAAUUAUAGGAAGUUGUCAAAAAUCAGACCUUGGUCCUGGUAAUGAACAUUUCUUAACUGCUCAGCCAUGUCUUUAGUGCUGUAAAUAUUUUAAAAACUAUUUAUAUCAUUUUGAAGUGAGGAAAUGGGAAUAAACUCAUACAAGAGAAAAACCCUAUUCAUGUAAAUAAUUUGGUAAAGACUCUAGACAUCACAGUUGUCUUCAGCUUCAAGAACAAAAAUCACAUUUCAUUUGUUUUUCAUUGUAGCCUUGAAGGAAGUAAAUUACUUACCAUGUUCACUUAAGACAUAUGGUUGAGAUUACUGCAUUGUAGUUUCUAUUUUGAAACAUUUGAGGUAGAUAUUCAAGUGUGCUCUAUGUGUGGCAAAUCCAUUUAGUGAAGUUUUAUUUUGUUUUCUUUAUAUUCCUUCUGUUGCUUUUGUUCAUGUUUUAUUGUGCUUUCUCUUAGUGAUAGGUAUUUUUCUUCUGUAAUGUAUAGAAUGGGAUCCCCAUCAUCUAAGUGGUCCAUUCUUUAUUUAAAUAUCAGGCAGUGUGUGAUUAUACUUUUCAAGUAAGGGUGUCUAUGAAAAGGUGGUGGGUUGUCAUUCCUGGUUUUGUUUUUCAUAUUUUCACAUAUACCCUUGUAAUUUUGUUGUUUGUUAUUCAUCCUGGUUUGGAUGUCAGUAAUGAUUCAGGGAUUCAUUGCAACUCAUAAUCCUCAUGUGUCUGUUUCCAGAAUACAAGUCUAAGAUUAGAUGAUGUACUCCCAAUGUGUGCUGUUUUGUCAACACAGUUUUACAAUGUUAAUGUUAAAAUACUUAAUAGAAGAAAAUAUAAGAAACAUUAAAUGCCUCAUUAUUGGGGGGGGGGAAGAAGCAGAUAUGGUGACAUGCCUGAAAUCUCUGGUGGUUAGUCUGGCAGGGAAGGUGGUGAGUUUAUAUUAUAUGAGGACCUCACCUCAAAAUUACUAAGGCCUGGAGAGAUAGCUUAGCAGUUAAGAGCACCCACAUCUCAUAGUCCACAUCCAGUGCCCUUUUCUGGCCUCCACAAGAACUGAACUUAUAUGCACAUACACAUAAUUUAAAUAUGAAAGUAAAAUCUUUAAAAAUAAUAAUAAAGUACUCAAUGUUUAGAAAAUAAUUAACUUGAUAAAAGUACUAAGAAACUCCAUACAAGUACCAGUAUCUCAAUAUUGGUUUUCUUAUAGGUUACCUACAUUCUUCUUUAAAAAAUCCCAAACUGCAUAAAACCAGCAAUCCUUCUUCUUGAUUAUGAAUUAUAAACAAAACUUUUAUUUGUGUGUGUUAUAUGUACAUGAAUAUGUGGGUGUGUAUGCCAAUGCAAAAGUCAAAGCAAAACAUCAGACUCCUCCAUCAGUCUCUGUCUUAUUUCUUCAAGACAGUGUCACUAAAUCAGAAGCUCACCAAUUUGCCUAGGUGAGUAGGCUGGUGAGCUCUCAGGAUCUGUCUCCACCCCCAACUGCUAGGCUAUGCCUAGCUUUUACAUGGAUGCUGGAGAUUUGAACUUAGGUCUUUAUGCUUGCAGUGCAAGCACUUUUAACCACCAAGCCAUUUCCCUAGCCCCAAACAAAAUUUUAGUAAUUUGCUUUCUCUUUUCUACAGAAGUGAAGUGGUUGGUGCACAGUCUGGGUAAACAUAAAGGUAGUGAAUGUGGAAAAAUCUUCAGCCAGAUUGUAGGCUCAGUUGUGAACAAGAAAACUUUUCCUGGAGUAAAAAAGACAUGAGCAUGAAGAUAUGCUUAUUGGUGAUUCAUCCCAAAGUGUACCUAUUAGUGUGCAUACUGGACACAAACAUCAUAAAUAUAAGCUAUGUUGCAGAGGUCUCUAUAAAGUUAAGGAAUGUAGGAAAGCUUUCAUUUAUCCCAAAUGCAUUCUGAAGCAUGAGAGUACUUCUGGUGAGGAGAACAUCUAUGAAUAUAAGCAAUGUGAGAAAGCCUUCCAGAAUCAGAGCUACAUUCAAAUACAUUUGAAAAUU